Molecule: messenger RNA, 1037 nt
Organism: Schistosoma margrebowiei
Lineage: Eukaryota; Metazoa; Platyhelminthes; Trematoda; Strigeidida; Schistosomatidae
Source: the annotation of a GenBank genome assembly
UGGACGAUACUACCGAAGAGUUGUCACAUUUUACUGGCACUACAUAAUUCUUCUGGGCUUUCAAAUGGUUUGAGGAGUAUAAGUUCCAUGUUCUGUACCCAAUCUACGUGAGACUUUAUCUGGAACAUUGGAUUCAAGCAGCAUCUGGGCGAUACUAUAAUUUAUGGACGAGCCAAUCAGAAGCGUCUUUGAGAUUUCAAGGUUACGGCGCCAACUUCAGUGCUUAACGCUAACUUAUUAUGGGUGAAUUUAUCCGCAACGUAUCCAUAUAAGCCUAAUGAUCGCCCAGUGUAAUAACGGUCAUCUCGCAUUUGAACGCAGAUCUUAGCAUCCAGAUCGAAAUUGAAGUUCAUGGAGGAGGAAUUUUCUGCAACUAUCAAGGAAUAUCAGACCGUUUUAGAGUCAGUGGAUAAAAACCUUACAACAAUCAUUACUAACGACCGAUUCCUUAAUGACCUUAUUCCGAAGUCCGAUCACGAAAGUGAAUUCGUAAACCUGCCAAUAAACAGAGAAGUGAUGAAUGCUAUAGAAAUUCACUUUGGGCGAGCUAUGCGUCUAACGUUGUUGAGAGGAGAUGGUGUAAGACUACCUCUGGUAGUUCCUGUUGAUGCUCGUGUUUUGGAAUUGCGAUGGGCAGUACAAGAUGCAGUUACUUCGUACAUGAACCAUCUCCAUAGUGCAUCAAAUUUACCAAAAGAUAACCGUAAAGAAGAUUCCGCCGACUGUAUUCCGUCCAGCAAUAUUCCUUCGAAGUCGAUUAGCUGGCGUAAUUUGUGGAAAACGAAAUGUCUAGCUCUAGUGAACCCACAUAGUUUGUGUUCAUCAGAAGGUCUUCCAUCUAUCAGUGCUAGACUAGAUGUAUUAACUAAUAAGUUAUCAUAUUAUCAAAUUCGUAAUGGUGCAGUGAUCACUUUUGCUCCUCAGCUUAAGCGAAAAUGAACAUUAAUGUGUUUUUACUACGUCACUAAACUAUAUUUAAGUUUUCCUCUUUUGCGAUCUCACUGCUUUUACUUACCAAAUAAAGUAGUCAUAGGUUA